Molecule: messenger RNA, 2998 nt
Organism: Myxocyprinus asiaticus (Chinese sucker)
Lineage: Eukaryota; Metazoa; Chordata; Actinopteri; Cypriniformes; Catostomidae
Product: sodium-dependent serotonin transporter-like
Exons: 13
Coding region: 299-2074 (591 amino acids)
Biological process (GO): sodium ion transmembrane transport; serotonin uptake
Cellular component (GO): neuron projection; membrane
Molecular function (GO): serotonin binding; serotonin:sodium:chloride symporter activity
Source: RefSeq, a predicted model, not a curated record
GUCAGGGUUGAGUAAUGGUGUAGCGCGCAUCUCCCACGUGUAAUCUCAUUCGAUCGCAGCUCUCGCGCUCAGGUGGGGGGACUUUUGGUUAAUCCUCAAGGUUUUGCUCCCACCAGCAGGGAAAUCAAUCUCAGCAGCAUGCUGCGGUCCCCCGCACAACCUCUUUUGACCGCACGCCGAGCAUAAUAAAAUAAUAUAAUAAUAAUAAUAAUAUUGUUACUUCUUUUUACAUUUAAAAUAAACUCACAAAAGCCAUUCCACUACUUCUGUAGUUUGCCAAGUCACCAGUGCACCGAAGAUGCCCCACCAAGAACAAGUGAUGGCUCACGGGAACCUCUGCUCCCCGGGUCCUCCAAACAACGGCGGGUAUAACAGCAACCCGGUGCCAGUCAUCGUUCAGACAGAAUCCCGGGACAAAUGGACGAAAAAAAUGGAUUUCCUUUUAUCUGUCAUUGGGUUCGCGGUGGACCUCGGAAAUGUGUGGAGAUUUCCAUAUAUCUGUUAUCAAAACGGGGGCGGGGCUUUUCUUAUUCCCUAUGUCCUGAUGGCUGUAUUUGGCGGAGUGCCACUUUUCUACAUGGAGUUAGCUCUGGGUCAGUUCCACAGAACAGGUGCCAUUUCCAUAUGGAAACAUAUUUGCCCUAUGUUUAAAGGCAUUGGUUUCGCCAUCUGCAUCAUUGCACUGUACGUGUCCUUCUACUAUAACACCAUCAUCGCCUGGGCUCUGUUCUACCUCUACUCCUCCUUCAGUAGCACUCUACCCUGGACUAACUGUGAUAAUGACUGGAACACAGAAAACUGCACUAACUACUUCGGAAAAGACAACGUGACCUGGACAAACUAUUCACGCUCACCGGCCGAGGAGUUUUACACGAGGAAAGUUCUGGCAGUACAUGAAUCAUCUGGGCUUGGGGAUGUAGGAUACAUUCGCUGGCAACUCUGCCUCUGCCUCUUCCUCAUCUUCACCAUCGUCUACUUCACUCUUUGGAAAGGAGUCAAGACUUCAGGAAAGGUAGUAUGGGUGACUGCCACCCUGCCGUAUGUGGUGCUAUUGAUUCUAAUGGUCCGUGGUGCCACUCUGCCUGGAGCAUGGAAAGGAGUGGUGUUCUACCUCAACCCUAAAUGGGAAAAACUGAAGGAGACCAGUGUAUGGGUGGAUGCAGCAGCACAGAUCUUCUUCUCUCUUGGUCCUGGGUUUGGGGUGCUGCUCGCCCUGUCCAGCUACAAUCCCUUCCACAAUAACUGUUACAGAGAUGCCAUUGUAACCAGCCUGGUGAACUGCCUGACGAGUUUUGUGUCAGGGUUUGUUAUUUUUACUGUCCUGGGAUAUAUGGCUGAACAGAGAAAUGUAAAUGUUGAAGACGUGGCCAGGGACAAAGGACCCAGUCUACUCUUCAUCACAUAUCCAGAAGCCAUUGCUAAUAUGGUUGGGUCGACUUUCUUUGCAAUCAUCUUCUUUGUGAUGAUGAUUACUCUAGGACUGGACAGCACUUUUGGUGGGUUAGAGGCCAUAAUCACAGCUGUAAUGGAUGAGUACCCAGAUACCCUCUCCCAUCGGAGAGAGUUGUUUGUUCUUGGACUGGUGGUUGUUUGUUUUCUGGGCUCUCUCAGCACCCUUACUAAAGGUGGUGCAUAUGUGGUGAAGUUACUAGAAGAAUUUGGAGUUGGUUCUUCUAUUAUAGCUAUAGUCUUUCUAGAGGCUACUGCAGUCUCUUGGUUUUAUGGUAUUAACAGAUUCAGCAAUGACGUUAAAGCAAUGUUGGGCUAUACUCCAGGACUGUUCUGGAGAGGGUGUUGGGUUGCCAUCAGCCCAGCAUUUCUGGCUUACAUUAUUAUCAGCUCGCUGUUGAAUCCCCAGCCCCUUACGCUAUUCGACUAUGAGUUCCCAGACUGGAGCAUCACGGUUGGUUACAUCAUCGGAGCUUCCUCCUUCAUAUGGAUCCCCAUAUAUAUGGUUUACAAGUUCGUGUGGACCCCAGGCUCUCUUAAACAGCGCCUUGCUGUUUGUCUGCGACCAGAGAGAACAUUGCCAGACAUCCACCCUGACAGUAUGGGUCUAAGUCCUGUACCCUAGACCUGCUCCCAUCCACCAAGACCAAAACAACAAAAUGCAACUCAAGCAAAUGGAGCAUACAUCUGCCAUUAUACAGUACAGUACGUCAACAGCAAACCAUAAGAAUCUAAGGAGAAAGAGCAGCUUUCACAUAGUUUCAGGGAUUUCUCCAACUGAAAUGAGUAUCCAAAAUUAUCUAUUUGAAAGCAAUACAAUUAGAUUUGAUCAUCUGACAAAGGAAAACUCAUGUUCUAUGUACAGUAAUGAUGUUCAAUAAGGUCUCCAGUUGAACAUGCUGUGCAGUUUACAAAUUGUUGACGUUAUUUUUUAUUAUUUAACAUAUAAGAUGAAGAGUUCAGUGACAUUUACAAUGUAAGUCAUAAAUACCCUACAAGUCACAAAACAUUUUUGAGAAACAUGCAAGUGAGAUUACCUCAUUGUGAGAAAUUCAGCCAGUGAGAACACGCAACUUCACAUACACAUCUCACUCUUUUUUCUUUCUUUUGUUUUUCAGAAAUAAAUGUUGUCAAGAUUUAAACAUUAUGGUGUUUUCUGCCUUAACUCUGCCUAUAUAUUGUAGCGAUACUUUAUGUCAAAACUUUGUAUCAUUUGUAUUGAUAUUGUGCCUCACCAAGAAAUUAAAAAAGAAGGGUUAUUUUCUGUUCCUCUUCUGGAACUAAAUAUGACUGUUUAAAAUCCUUGUUCUCUGACAAAACUUGAGCCCAAAUCCUAGCUAUGUAAAAUGGUGUUAUGUUUCUUCCUAUAAUUUUUACAAAUAAAGAGUAAAGGAUGUUACUGAACUCUUGAUGUGACCAAAUGUAAAACUGCUAUGAAUGUCUUGGAAAUAUACUGUAGUUGGAAAAUUGGUGUCCAUAUAUCAUGUGUGCAUUGUAGGUUGUGGCAGAGAGUUUUGCUUGUAUUUACUGUUUGUCUGGAAAAUUAAUA